AGAGAUAAGGUAGUCAUUCAAAAAUCAUGUUAAACACUGUUAUUGCACAAAGAGUGAGUCCAUGCAACUAAUUAUUUGACUUGUUAAGCACAUUUUUACUCCUGAACUUAUUUAGGCUUGUCAUAACAAAGGGGUUGAAUACUUAUUGACUCACAACAUUUCCUAUUUUUAUUUGAAAUUAAUUUGUACAAAUUUCUAAAAACAUAAUUACACUUUGACAUUAUGGGUUAUUGUGUGUAGGCCAGUGACACAAAAUCUAAAUUUAAUCCAUUUUAAAUUCAGGCAACAAAAAAAAGUCAAAGGGUAGGCCCCAUCCCAAUAGCUUGCACAUGACCAGUGCCCCAUAGGCAUGAUUCAGAUCUUUGAAAUGUUUACAUUUUUCUCAAAUUUCCAGUCACAACACUAUCAAUACAAAUGCACAGUUGCAGACCCAGGCAAUUUCUCCCACUGUUGCAUCAGAUGGUCUUAAUAUUGAGCAAAAGGAGGAAGUGCGCAUGUCCUCUUUUUUUGUGUAUAGCCCCUCUCUCACCAUUGGUGGAGAAACACGUUGUGUUUGACAGGACUAAUAACGCUUGCAUCAGCCUACUCGCAAUUGCUACUCAUCUGAGUGUGUGUUCUCCCAAGCUUCUCCAGGAACUGCCAAUUUUCUCACGAAUUACCGUUAUUCAGAGUUCUGCCCCACAAUUUCCAUCAAAAUUGAGAAGAUAAACGGACACACAAUGACCAAUUCGGUCUCCACCGACGAAAUCUUGGAGAAGAAUGGAAAUAAGAAGAAAAGCCGUAAAGACAAGUUGAUGAGAUUUUUGAAUAGGAAUAUGUUAGUGAUAAUGACGGUGUCUGGAGUUCUAGUAGGCGUCGGCCUCGGAAUGAUGGUUCGGAAUAUGAACCUAACCCGGGCGCAGAUGACUUAUUUCGCUUUCCCCGGUGAGAUGCUUCUGAGGAUGUUGAAGAUGAUUAUCCUUCCUCUGGUCGUGUGCAGCCUGAUCUCCGGCGCCGCCAGCCUGGACACGCGCUCCCUGGGGAAACUAGGAGGCAUCGCGGUCUCCUACUUCCUGGUGACCACACUCAUCGCAUCGGGAAUCGGUGUGUCCCUCGCCUUCAUUAUCAAACCGGGAGUCGGUGCCGGGGCUCUAAACACAAAUAAUCUAGGUCUCGAGAGCGUCAAUACCAACAAGGAGACCACGGAUUCGUUUUUAGAUCUUGCAAGGAAUUUGUUCCCAGCUAACCUUGUGGCUGCAGCAUUCCGUUCUUAUGCCACUGAUUACAAGAUGGUUGCUGUGGGAAACGACACCAAUGGAACCAUCCUCUACCAGAAGGUUCCUGUGGGCACAGAACCAGAUGGUAUGAACAUCUUGGGCCUGGUUCUCUUUGCCAUGGUGUUCGGGGUGGCACUGAGGAAGCUGGGAGAGGAGGGGGAGGAGCUCAUACGCUUCUUCAACGCUUUCAAUGAAGCCACCAUGGUACUGGUGUCCUGGAUCAUGUGGUACGUCCCGUUCGGCAUCAUGUUCCUGGUGGGUAGUAAGAUUGUGGAAAUGGAGGAUGUGGUUCUGUUGGUGACCAGUCUGGGGAAAUACAUAUUCGCCUCUGUCCUGGGUCAUAUCAUCCACGGGGGGGUCGUCCUGCCUCUCAUCUACUUUGGGUUCACACGCAAGAACCCCUUCAGCUUCCUGUCCGGCCUCAUCACGCCCUUCACCACCGCCUUUGCCACCUGCUCCAGCUCGGCGACCCUGCCCUCCAUGAUGAAGUGUGUAGAGGAGAACAACGGAGUGGACAAGCGGAUCAGUCGUUUCAUCCUUCCCAUCGGAGCCACCGUCAACAUGGACGGGGCGGCCAUCUUCCAGUGCGUCGCGGCUGUCUUCAUCGCUCAGCUCAACAACAUAGAGCUCAACGCCGGUCAGAUCUUCACCAUCCUUGUGACAGCCACAGCAUCCAGUGUGGGCGCAGCAGGCAUCCCAGCCGGGGGUAUCAUCACCAUUGCCAUCAUCCUGGAGGCUAUCGGCCUGCCCACCAACGACCUGUCACUCAUGCUGGCCGUCGACUGGAUCGUGGACCGCACCACCACCGUAGUGAACGUGGAGGGAGACGCCCUGGGGGCGGGGAUCCUCCACCACAUCAACCAACAGGAGAUGAAGAAACAACAGCACCUGGGGGAGGAGCUAGCGGAGGUCCUGGUGGAAGCGGUAGCCAACGCCCAGGCUGACGAGGAGACCUCCCCGCUCGUCACGCACCAAACCCUGGGUUCAGCGGGCGACCAAUCCCCCAGGGAGACCGCGGAAGCCAUUGAGUCUGUCCUGUGAACUCGUAAAACAACUGUGAAUUCCGUCUCUAUGGUUACAAUCAGUGGUGGCUGGUGGCACUUCAAUUCGGAGGACGGACUCAUAGCAAGGCCUGGAACGAAAUUAAUGGAAUGAUAUCAAAACACAUCAAAUAUAUGGUUUUCUUUGUGUUUGAUGUAAUUACAUUCACUCCAUUCCAGACAUUAUUAUUAGCCGUCCUCCCCUCACCAGCCUCCUCUGGUGUCUAAGGUUACGAUGCUGCUGCUGCUACUCCUGACACACAACCGAGUCAACCGAAUCGACUGUGAAUCGACUCUGAAUCAACUCUGACCACCUUCACCAUACCUCUUAAAACAGUUCAUAAGUCAUUUCACUUCUAGGAAAAAAGUGCCCUAGAUAAAGUUCUCGUGAGGUGACGUCAUGUUUGUUUUAUAUUGUGGUACUUCCUAUUUGGAGUAUUGUAAAAGUGUAUUUAAAAGCCACAAGAAGGUUAGCCUCGCCCUUUAGAAUGAAUCUUGCUCAAAUUGAAUCCAGGCUGCUUUCUGGUUUUGUGAGAGUGGUCUGUUAGACAUAGAAUCUAAAAAAGGGAAUCUCUCCUAACCGUGACGUGGCUGUGACCUCACAAGGCAGAUAGGAAGGAGAAUCAUUUACUAACUGACCUGGAGGUUUUUGUUUGUUUUCUGUCGAUAGUCAACCCAGAACGUGAAACAUUAACCCCUCGAAUGACAAAAGUCUCUCAAAUAUUUUGGGUAAAUAUUGAGGAAGAGCCACAGUUGACCUUCUGUUUAUGUACUAGAACCUACUGACCCAAUGGCCUGCUAUGGUGCCUGUAUCUAAUAUUGGAUUUAGGACCAUAAGGAUCUGUGUUGAUAUAGUGCAGGUUCAAUUAGGGCAAAUCCUAACUUCUACUUAAGUUUAAUUUUCACUUUGUCUCACAUUGACAUCAAUGCAUGACUAAGUGGACAUUUGCCUUAAAUGGAAGUUACAGUAGGAUUUACCCCUUGGGCAAUGCAUGGAAAGAUGGUGGUGAGCACACUCCAUUUACUGAACUGUUAAAGUGCAGACUGAGGCCAACAAGGGCUGUCCUAUCCUUCUAUUGUUGUGAGAAUAUAUGUUGCCUCCAUCAGUGAUGUCCCAGACCCUUGCUACUAUGGGUUUCAUUUACUGAAGAAACCAAAACAUAUGUUCUUUGGAACUUUUUCUUUUUGAAUUGAGAGGAAGGAUGGUUAGACGGGCUGUGUUACAAAUGGUACCCUGUUCCCUAUAUAGUGCACUUCUUUUAACCUGAGCCCGGCACCGUGUUCCAUAUAUAGUGCACUACAUUUUGCCCCAUAGUGCAAUGCUUUUAACCAGAGCCCUAUGUAAGGAAUAGCCAUUUGGGACGACACAUGGGCAUUGAUAAAGGCAUGCUCUCAUUAUUGACUGCUAAUAGUAUUUAUCUAUAUCCCUGGACAUGAAGGAAACUGCCAAAGUUGUUAGAGCAGCCUUUUCCUGUUGCUAGAUACAUCUAUGGGAUACGUGUAUGUUUUACGAAUGACUAAAAUGUACAAAAUAAUGAUCAUAUUACAGCAAUGGCAUAGUUGUUCUGCUGCCACCUAGUGAUGGCAUGGUGUAGUGGUUCUGCUGCCACCUAGUGAUGGCAUGGUGUAGUGGUUCUGCUGCCACCUAGUGAUGGCAUGGUGUAGUGGUUCUGCUGCCACCUAGUGAUGGCAUGGUGUAGUGGUUCUGCUGCCACCUAGUGGUGGCAUGGUGUAGUGGUUCUGCUGCCACCUAGUGAUGGCAUGGUGUAGUGGUUCUGCUGCCACCUAGUGGUGGCAUGGUGUGGCGAAGUGGUUCUGCUGCUACCUAGUGGUGGCAUGGUGUAGUGGUUCUGCUGCCACCUUGUGGUGGCGUGGCUCAAUGUUUUGAGUUCUGUCAUGAGAAUGGAGCAAGCACGUGAAAGUACAGCGUUUUCAUUUAAUUUGUUCCUAUAUGGGCCAAUGUGGCCUAGUUUAUCUGGUCAAAUUGAUUUCUUAUUUCUUUGUAAUGAAUCACUAUUGCUGUUUGCUAGAAAUGAUUUACUCUGAUUUAUGGGGGAAAUUAUGUUGCACUAACUCACUAAUGUACCAACUCUGUUCCAAUUCCACUUCUACUCAGACUAAUCGUUUGUUGAAGCAGUUUUUAGCAAGGACAAUUAUGUUAUUAACUGUUUUAUACAAAAUUGUAUGCACCCUGAUUUGUAAGGAUCUUUGGGAAUUCUUUAAACUCUAAGCAUGUCCUUAAAAAUGUGAAAAGUUUGCCAGUCUGUCAUUGGAAUACUGUGGCUCUACGUAGUUUGACAGUGAAUGAUGUCUUUUUUGGAAAACAGAAACUGGUUGUGAGAAGGAGCAUUACGUUUGAAUAUUCUUUCUUUAUUUAACAUGAUCAUCUUUCAAUCGAACAACCCUUUACUUUUAUAAUGCUUGUAAAUCUUUUUUUCACCCUGAAGCUGACUGAAUUGAAAGUAUUCGUGAGAAUAUGUUGAAAUAAUCUGGAACAAUCACAGAUAUGUACUUGAAUAAGCUAUAUGAAGGUAUUUUUAUUUAUUCUAAUUGCGUUAACAUUUUGUAUAAUUUGUAUAUUUCAAAUACGAUUUAGGUAUUUUCUCUCAAUUUCUAGUUGCCACAUCUGUUCCUAACGCCUUUCUCUGAUGUGGAACUAUUUCUCUUACAGCCUAAAGUAUGUAGCCUGGUCCAGCUCUGGUUGUGCUCUUGCCAACUCCAUUGCUAUAAUUGUCAAGACAAUCUGUUUGGCAUGGCAAUGAGUGGCAUGACAUGGUAGCACAAACAGAUCUGGCACGCAGGCUAGAAAGUAUGUCCUCCAUUUUGUUUUGUGGUAUUUUGACCAACAGGAAUAACUACUAUGUUUCCUGUGCAAUGAUGAUGUCUAUCUUUGUAACACAGCUGUCUCUUUUACUUGUCUCUGUCUUUUACCAUUAAAUAUAAAUGUGUGUUUCACGCAACAGAGAUGA
Molecule: messenger RNA, 5265 nt
Organism: Salmo salar (Atlantic salmon)
Lineage: Eukaryota; Metazoa; Chordata; Actinopteri; Salmoniformes; Salmonidae
Product: neutral amino acid transporter A
Biological process (GO): L-serine transport; L-glutamate transmembrane transport
Cellular component (GO): plasma membrane
Molecular function (GO): L-alanine transmembrane transporter activity; L-threonine transmembrane transporter activity; symporter activity
Source: RefSeq, a predicted model, not a curated record